GUCGUUUUCAUGCCUCGCGGUAGUUAAGAGAGCUUUAAUUCAGAUAUAUUUUCUUAACUAGGAGUGUCACUUCAUCGCAAAUCAUUGAUUUGCUGAGGUUCGUUCCGAAAUAAAGUUGUAAGUGAAACAUUUCGCUUUUCAGCUAUGUUUGUAUUGUACGAAACGCCGGCAGGGUAUGCCAUUUUCAAGCUCCUCGAUGAAAAAAAGCUACAGGAAAUCGAUAAUCUCUAUUUAGAAUUCGAAACGCCGGAAAAAGCCAACAGAAUAGUCAAACUCAAGCAUUUCGAAAAAUUCUCGGACACCACGGAGGCGCUAUCAGCGGCCACAGCAGCCGUCGAAGGAAAAGUAUCAAAACCGCUGAAGAAAACUCUCAAGAAACUAGUUUCUGAAGAUGUACAGAACCAGUUGUUGGUUGCGGACGCCAAGCUUGGCAGUGCCAUUAAGGACAAACUUUCACUCCAAUGUGUUUCGAAUACCUCUGUUCAGGAGUUGAUGCGCUGCAUCCGGUCACAGUCGGAAAGUCUGCUUUCUGGUCUGCCCAAGAAAGAGAUGACGGCCAUGGCACUGGGUUUAGCACAUUCCCUGUCGCGUUACAAACUGAAGUUUUCACCCGACAAGAUUGAUACUAUGAUCGUGCAGGCUCAGUGUCUGCUCGAUGAUUUGGACAAGGAACUGAACAACUAUAUGAUGAGAGCUAGAGAAUGGUAUGGUUGGCAUUUUCCAGAGUUGGGUAAAAUUCUUACCGACAACAUAGCUUUCAUUAAAACAAUAAAGCUAGUCGGUACCCGAGAUAACAUGGCCACUACCGAUCUGUCCGAUAUUUUGCCAGAAGAGAUAGAGGAGAAGGUCAAGGAAGCGGCCGAAAUUUCGAUGGGAACAGAAAUUUCCGAGGAGGACAUCAUGAACAUCCAGAACUUGUGCGAUGAAAUCUUGUCAAUCAACGAAUAUCGUACGCAUCUGUACGAUUAUUUGAAAACAAGAAUGAUGGCUAUGGCUCCGAAUUUAACUGUUCUUGUAGGAGAAACAAUUGGUGCCAGGCUUAUCGCCCACGCUGGCUCGUUGGUCAAUCUAGCUAAGCAUCCUGCUUCGACCGUUCAAAUACUUGGUGCCGAAAAAGCUCUUUUCCGAGCACUGAAAACCAAAAAAGAUACACCCAAAUAUGGUUUGAUCUUCCAUGCCAGUUUAAUCGGAUCUGCCAGUACUAAAAAUAAGGGAAAAAUUUCUCGAUCCCUGGCAGCCAAAGCUUCGUUAGCAACUCGAGUUGACGCUUUCGGUGAAGAUGUUACUAUGGAACUUGGAACUGAACAUCGUGCUAAGCUUGAAAUGCGACUAAGGCUGUUGGAGGAAGGCAACCUCUCUCGCCUCUCUGGUACAGGAAAAGCGAAAGCCAAAUUGGAAAAGUAUCACGCUAAGAGCGAAAUCAAGGUUUUCAAAAGUGGCGAGGACAGUACGCUACCUAUCGGCAAGAAGCGAAAGCAUUCCGAGGGCAACAUCAAGAUAGAGGAAAUCGAAGUAAAACAGGAGAUCAAAGAGGAAUCCGAAGAAGAUUCAGUUCCCGUAGGAGGUGAAUCUUCCAAGAAAAAGAAAAAGAAGAAGCAGAAGGAUCUCGACGAAAGUGUAGCUGACGAAGGGACUGUCGGUCAUGUUCCGAAAAAAAUAAAAACGGAAGACGAAGAAACACCUCCAGAGGAGGAAUCACAGUCGACUUGCGAGAAAAAAAAGAAAAAGAAAAAGAAACGGGACAGUGAAGCUAUGCAAGCUGAAGAAACAAUGGAGGAGCUUUCACAGGAAACCCUAGAAAGUCAGACACCUAAGUCAGAAAAGAAGAAAAAGAAGAAGAAAAAUAAGGAAGAAAGCAAUGAUAGUUAAAUUGGCAGUUUUUUUCGAGUUCCGUUGAAAUUUUUGAAUUAAGAUAUUAUAUAUGGAAUCCCUGUUCUAUGGGAUUCAAUUUCAAAAAAAAGAUUAUAACGUAAACAUUUGCGUUGAAUGUACCAGAUACCACGAAACCUAUAUUUCGUGGAUUUAAAUAAAAUCGUUAAUUUCACAAACUAGAUUUUAUCAACGUUUCAAUUAUCAAAGAUAAAAUCAUGUAGUUUAAAACUAUCGAAUACUUAUGUAUUUUGAGCAUUUGAUCGCAGUUGGAUAUUUUUUGGUCAUGGUACUUUUAUAUCACAGCGGAAUUAUCAGAAAGUGAAAACACAUGUUGCUAGCAUCUGGUCGGUUGGUUUCCCUAACUAUGAGCUUCAGAAAAUAAACUACCAUUACAAUAA
Molecule: messenger RNA, 2270 nt
Organism: Uranotaenia lowii
Lineage: Eukaryota; Metazoa; Arthropoda; Insecta; Diptera; Culicidae
Gene: nop5
Product: nucleolar protein 58
Exons: 8
Coding region: 145-1869 (574 amino acids)
Cellular component (GO): box C/D methylation guide snoRNP complex; small-subunit processome
Molecular function (GO): snoRNA binding
Source: RefSeq, a predicted model, not a curated record